Adineta steineri is the source of this 1028-nucleotide messenger RNA. Lineage: Eukaryota; Metazoa; Rotifera; Eurotatoria; Adinetida; Adinetidae. The record is from the annotation of a GenBank genome assembly.
UACGAUGUCAAUUAGAUCCAUAUUGGUCUUUUCAUCAACUACUCGAACAUGUCCAAGACAUAACAACAAAUAGUAUGAAGUACUCAUAUUUUCCACUUCAACUUAUUCUUAAUCAACAUCCACAUAUUUCAAAACAUGCAUUUCUCGAUACAUCUAUGGAAUUUAAAUCAUACCAGAAUAAUAAUACAAUGAUGAUUGGUGAUUCUCAACUUGUUCCAAUAUCUUUCGCAUUCAACGAUAAUGAAGAUGAGAUAUUAAAUACAUCCGACUUUUCUCUUUCUAUUUAUCAGGAUAUGAACAUGAAUCAACUGUCAUGCACAAUCAAUGCAUCACUUGACUUGUUCAAUCGAGAAACGGUAGAGAGGAUUUCUCAACGGUUUCAUUCAAUGCUGAAUCAAUUACUUACAUCUGUUGAUGAUCAAAUGAAUAAAUCAAUCUAUGAAGUAUCGUUAACACUACCAAGUGAAAGAUUAGUCAUGCAAUCAAUGAAUAAUAUACAAAUAUCAUUUUCAUCUCCUCUCACUUGUAUCCAUCAUGAGUUUGUAUAUCAAGUAAUGAGACAUCCACAAAAACUAGCAGUUGAACUCGAUGAACAAUCAUUGACAUAUUGUGAACUGCUAUAUUAUGUCCAAGUCUUAUCUUUCAGUCUUCUUAAUGAAUAUCUUAUCACUCCAGGUGAGGUCGUGUGUCAAUGUGUUGAGAGAAGUUUGUCAAUGGUGAUUGGAAUGAUGGGAAUUGAGAUGGCUGGCGGUGUUUAUUGUCCAUUAUCACCUCGAGAUCCACAACAUCGUUUGGAUGCACUCACACAUCAAACAGGAAGUCGUCUUGUUCUUGUUCAUUAUUUAACUAAGAUCAAAUUUGAUCACGACAUUGUUUCACUUGAUAUUGAUUCAAUAGUAUCGGACAACGAGAGAGGGAGUAAAGGUGACAUUGAUGGGCUAUCAAAUGUUUCAGUAGCAUCGAAGAGUAUGGCUUAUAUCAUCUUCACAAGUGGAUCCACUGGAGCGCCAAAAGCGGUGAGUUAUUAA